Rhodofomes roseus is the source of this 3446-nucleotide messenger RNA. RefSeq lists its product as uncharacterized. The record is from RefSeq and is a predicted model, not a curated record. The transcript is spliced from 2 exons. The coding region runs from base 276 to 2984 and encodes 902 amino acids. NCBI's taxonomy places the organism in Eukaryota, Fungi, Basidiomycota, Agaricomycetes, Polyporales, Fomitopsidaceae.
CAUCGCUCGUUCGAGACUGCUCUGUCCUUGGUUAUCCCCGCAAAUGCCCUCCUUCGUUUACUGAUUCUCUCAGCCCUCUAGAGGUUGCUUCUGCCACGCUCUCUACUUGCUUUCGGCCUCACUAGGCGUCCUCGUUCACUGGUAUCACAGCAAACGCGUGGUGGUCGCCGUUGUCUGGCUCCUGGGCGCCAACGCGUUUUGCUACUCCAAGUCCUCUCCACCGACGACCCUCUUCUUUCUCAGCCAACUGACGUCCUCUCGUUGUGCGUACAACCAUGUCCUCGACAACUCGACCGAGACCCCCGCGAGAGCGGCCUCAGCCCAUCGACAAUCGCGGCUCGAUGCUGCGAGCGUCAAUCCUCGAGAGCGCCUUAGAGCUUGGCGUAGGUAGCGGGGGCACCGUUGCGAAGUGGAUGUUCAGUCCUGUAGAGGAGGGCGAUGAGGACAUCGAUGCAGAGACGGCGGCAUCACCAAGCUUGACCUAUGCAUCGACUGCCACUUCCGAAGAUUCCUUUCUCUCCAACGCCCAAUCUCCACGAAGCCAGCCCGGCGCUGGUAUCUUACUUUCACCACCAAACCGGGUAGGCAUCGUCCAAUCCUCGACAUACGCAUCCCGCGAAGGCCUUUCUCCUAUUAGUGAGGGCGCGCAGCGCCUACAGUUUGACCUCAGCGUAUCACCCGAGCCACGGCUCGUCUCGCCUAUUCCUCCAUCAGGGCUGGGUAACAAACUUCGCAAACUCCGGCUCAACACGAAUGGAGACGAAAGCGAUGGAGGUUACAUCAGCGAGGCGGGUAAAGGCAAGAAGGAGAAAACCAAGAAGAGCAAGAAGAAGGCGAAGGAUGACGGGAAUGGGACUGAGGACGAGAGCGAUGGGGGUUACUUCUCGGAGGCGAGCAGGAAGCGGCGCAAGAAGAUGAAGAAGGAGAAGAAGGCUGCAAAGGAGAAGAGGGCCGAGUCACCGGCCACCGACUACGAGACAGACGGUGGUGGUAUAGGCCGCGCGAAGACCAAGAAGACGCGGGGCCGGAAGGCAUCGAUCAUGUCCCCUGGCACUGGCGACGAGAGCGACGGCGGGAACUUAUCAGAGUCCUCCGCGAAGAAGAAAGGCUUCUUCCGUCUGAACCCACGCUCACGCAAGAAACGCGAUGCAGACGGCUCGCCCUCCCAGGAGGUCCCGCCCGUGCCUGCGUUGCCUACUAUGCCUCACCCGAUCGCCGACCACUUCAUUCGUACUCUCACCCCGAACAUGCCGGAGCUAUCGCGCACUACGUCCGAUACGUCUCGCACGACGUCCGAGUGGUCCCGAACGACAACAGAAACGGAGCGUACUGCUACUCCCGUAACUAGCUCGGUACAUACUCCCGACGAGGCCAGCCUGAUAUCCUACGCAUCCACGGAGCCCGAUGCGGGAUCGAUCAUCGCCCGCGAGGGACUCACAAAGGCAUUCGGGGAUGCAAAAUCCAUACACAGGCCGAGUUAUGACGUGCUUGCGACAUUUCGGAAUCCAUCUCCUAUGCGUCCUGCACCCAACCAGCCUGAGGACGCGCAGAGCCCAUUAUCGCCAUCGUCUCAUCCGUUCUCCCGGACAUAUGACUCGCGGGACCAAUCCAGCCCCCCGAAGACGAAGGGCACAAAGCCUGUCAUCUCCGCACCUAACACCGCAAUGCUGAGUGCAAAACACGUUCCUGCGCCGCUGGUGCUCGGCUCGCCAACCUCUAUUCGCUCCCAAACCGCCCAGCAGUACCCGUUCACACCCGGGUCGGACUAUGUCAUGGUCACGCCGCAGGCUACACCAACGCCUAAUCAAUCAAUGCAGCGACCCGCCGCGCCCUCCGACUUAGAGGCUGCACGGCCCGACUCCGAGUUUCUGCUGCCCUCCCCGAGCCGAAGAGGGUUCAAUGAUAACGGCCCACCAAGCCCCAGUGCCAGUCAAUCCUCUCUUCGCCCGCAGGUAGCUGCAUACUACAACAUCCCGCCACCAACGCCGCCACCACAAGGCCCACUCCCAGAUGUUCCCCCAGAGUUGUCGAGGCCGCCCUAUGCUGCGUCCCCCGAGCUCUCGCGCACCGUCUCCGCGGACGACAUGCGGGCACGCAGCCCGCUCGCCCGGUCACCCCUCUCCGCGACCCGCGCGAAUCCUCCAACUCGUGCUCUGCCUCUAGCGCCGAUGUCCGCGCCCAUGCACUCCGCGCGGUCUGCGUCCGAGUCAGACGCGAGGUCACCAUCCCCGCCUGGGGCCGCGCUGUCCGUGCCAGUCAUCUCCGAGCCCGUUCCGCGGACGCAGCGCGGACGCAUCUCGCCGUUCCCCGCGUCGCCUGUGCUGCCUUCACGAGCGCUGUCGCCUAUGUUCUCGCGCUCGGCGUCGCCUGCGCUCAUGACGCCGCCGGUGAGUGCAAACCCAGCCUUGAGCCCCCGUGCAGAGCGGAUGGCACGGUAUACUGGGAACAAGCCUGGGUCUGCGGAUGGGUACAUGCCGUCGGGCAGCUGGCGCGAUCCCGGGCGCCUCGAUGCACAGUGGGCACCGCGUUCGAACUCUUCGCUCGAACAGCGGAGACCAGACGCGUUCGACGCGCCGUCCGUACGGAAGAAAGUCUCCUUCGAGGACGAGCGGCCCUCCAUGGACGAACCUGAGGACGAGCUCGUCUACGCCGGGGAGCGGUCAGAGCUGCACAUGGGCGAGGAUUCAGAUAUGGAGGACGACGCGGAGCACGUCGUGGAUGACGACCGCUCGCUGUACCCCGAAGACGACGACCGCUCGCACUACGGGGACUCGCGCCCGGGGACGAUGUACUCCGAGGGCGAGGGCGAACGGUAUAGUAUGUACAGCCAGUCGGACGGGCGGCGCAGCUUCUUCGACGAGGACAAGAGCGCGGCUACGCGCGAUCGGUUCGUGAAGCAGGUCGAGAAGAUGUACGGCGAGUACAAGGUCCCGCCCGUGCCAGCACUGAGUCCACAGCAACUGAAUCGCGGCGUCGUUGGUUGAGGAUGCGAUGGCUGCUCUUAUGAUUGCCUUCUCUUGUUCGUCCCAUGGACAGGUCUUGCGCCCGGUACUUAUUGGUUCUGGCCGGUCCGGUACAUAUAUCUUGGUCGUCGUGUCGCUUCCUUCGCUGUUCGUAUGGCUUUCCCGUUAACGGACUCUCCCUCCUUCGGUGUAUUGUGAGUGUUUUCUGUGUUCGAUACCAGCGCGACUCAUCAUGUGUGUCUUUCGCUGUAGAUCAUUACCAUGCCCUCGUACAUAAUAUGUAGUAGGCUAUGAAGAUGGCGCCUCGUAAUCAUUGAGCCGUGGGGCUAAGGCAGAUAGCGGGACCAGCAACAACGCAAAGCAUGAAUUGAUGAUGCAACGUCAACUAGCAUAUAAUUCGUGCUAUGGCAUUACAACUGUGGUCCGAUCAAUCCCAGUUCCUUGACCACCGUCUCCAAUACCACAUACGGUUUGACCAAUCUG